AGAUGGAUCCAAAGCUUCGUCCGUCCUUUCCAGAAAUAGUAAAAAUGAUAGAAGAGAUAAUGCCACAAUUAGAAGAGGAAGACCAAGAGAAAUGUGCUGACAGUGAAGAAGGUAGAGAAACCAAGCCAAUUAAUCUUCAGAAAAGUGCAGGAGAGAAAGGACUGGCAAUAAAAAGGUGCAGCCCCCUUCGACUUCCAGGUGAUAAGGUUCCUCCCAAGUCUCCUCGACCUCGUCGAAAUAUAUGGCUUUCUCGCAGUCAGUCAGACUUCUUCACCCGGAGAGGGAGCCGGAAGAUUAAUGUCCAAGAUCCUUACUAUACCCCGUGCAAAGGAACGUCACGCAAGGUUAACCCCUUCAAUGCCAGGCAGGACCUGAAAGGUGGAAAGAUCAAAUUUGUGGACACACCAAGUAAAUCAGUAAUAUCACUUGCAUUUGACCUGCCGUCACCUGAUGCUGUAAGCUACCCAGUCACUUCAGUAUCCCAGGUGAAACAGUGCUGCAUUGGAGAUUUUCAGGAAUCUUUACCCUCUGAGAGACAAUAUAGGUCCCUUCCGGCUUCUCCUGAUCUUUCAACAAAAGAAUGUCACAGUUUUGGGCCCUUUUCACUAAAGCUUGGGAAGUGUGACCCUAUGCAGCUAGAAACAGAUGCGCGGCAAAAAGUGUCAAGCAAUUCCAUAUACUCUGAGUUGGAAAUUCCACCAUUUAAGUUCAAACCGCAGGCACAGGAAUGUGAAUCAUUAGAACAGUUUGCUAUGGACUGUUCAGCAAGUGAAUGCCCACAGGAUGAAAAUGAAACAUGUGCAAAGAACAGGAAACUAUUAAAGCUAAAAACUAAUGAAAGCAUGGUUGUCCUUGGGCAAGAAAGUUUGAAUUGUAAUAAUGUGACUGGAAGUGUUGGACCAAAUUUAGGUGGUGCAUCAUUCAGCCAUUGGGAUAGUUUAGUUUCUGGUGAAGAAAUGGAGGAACAGGAAAUGCAGAGGGACCUGUCUAAAUUAGCGAUACCAGAACCUAAGUCACCUUUCCAUGUGAAUACAGCUCUGAAACGCGAUGAAGUUGAUCCGAGUGAUUCUGUUUUUCCAUUUGAAGCUUCUGACAUGGAAGGGCAUCCAUCUGUAGUACUGACUCCAUGCAUGACUUCAAAUCCAUGUCACCUUCAGUCAAAAUGUGACAUUUGA
Rhincodon typus (whale shark) is the source of this 1175-nucleotide messenger RNA. Its product is annotated as dual specificity testis-specific protein kinase 2-like. NCBI's taxonomy places the organism in Eukaryota, Metazoa, Chordata, Chondrichthyes, Orectolobiformes, Rhincodontidae. The record is from RefSeq and is a predicted model, not a curated record. The coding region runs from base 3 to 1175 and encodes 390 amino acids. The transcript has 2 exons.